Molecule: messenger RNA, 1572 nt
Organism: Trichoderma citrinoviride
Lineage: Eukaryota; Fungi; Ascomycota; Sordariomycetes; Hypocreales; Hypocreaceae
Exons: 2
Coding region: 1-1572 (523 amino acids)
Biological process (GO): proteasome-mediated ubiquitin-dependent protein catabolic process
Cellular component (GO): nucleus
Molecular function (GO): ubiquitin binding
Source: RefSeq, a predicted model, not a curated record
AUGGAGGAGAACAUUCACCACUUCGUCGCCAUCACUGGGGCGAGUGUCGAUGUCGCUCGCGGCUACCUCGAGCUCACAGGCGGCGACAACCAGCGGGCCAUCGAGCUGUUCUUUGAGAGCCCGGACCUGGUCGGCGAGGGCGUGCCCCGCCCUGCUGCCACUGCCUCCUCGUCCAGGUCUCGCUCCGCAUCGCGGAGAGUCAAUAUCGGCAGGGAAGACGCGAGUGGCGUGAUUCACAUUAGCGACGAUGACGACGGCGAUGCAGACAUGGACUACGACGACAACGAUUUCGAAGAUCACGAUGACGACGAGCGGGCUGCCGUUGCCCAAGCCGCUGCGCUGGCUCAAGAGGAAGAAGAUGCCGCCAUGGCGAAGCGGCUUCAGGAGGAGAUGUAUCAGGAGUCGGGACCCUCUGGUGGUGAUGUGAGAGCGCCCAUUGCACGGACAACGGAGACGCUUGUUGCGCCAGACCCAUCCUGGGGAGAAGACGACAGCUCUGCUAUUCUGGAGCAACUCAGGAGGAGACGCCCGAUGCCUCCACCCAACAGAGGCCCCUUUGGUCAUCGGAUAUGGGGAGACGACACGAACCGAGCUGAGUCCUCGUCUGCAAACGGAACAUCUGCUCAUGCUAGGCGCCUGGAGGAUCUGUUCCGACCGCCCUACGAUCUCAUAUCUCGGCUCACGUGGGACGAAGCUCGCGCGCUGGGCAAGGAAGACAAGAAGUGGAUCAUGGUCAACCUGCAAGAUAUGAGCGACUUCAACUGCCAGAUGCUUAACCGGGACAUUUGGAAAGAUCAAGCCGUUUCCGAGUUGGUUAAGGAAAACUUCAUCUUUAUGCAGCUGGAUAAAGACUAUCCCGAAGCAGAAGAGUACCUGACAUUCUAUUUCCCCAACCAGGGGCACGAGAACCCAGACAACUACCCCCACGUCUCCAUUGUCGAUCCUCGAACGGGCGAGCAGGUCAAAGUGUGGAGUGGCAGGCCCUUCCCCAGUGCCACCGAGUUCCACGCUGAGGUGGCGGAAUUCCUUGACAGAUACAGCCUCGCUGCAAACAGCAAGAACCCUGUUGCCAGAACUGCGGCGCGGAAGCCUCAAGUCAUUGAUGUGGAUCGCAUGACGGAGGAGGAAAUGCUGGAGAUGGCGCUCAAGAACAGUCUGGCUGGGGCUGAAGCCAGUGGCUCGGGGGCGGGAUCGACACCCAGUGUCCAUGAUCCGGAUGCGCUGACCAAGGAACCUCAGCGAUCGGGAGGUCAGGAGGAGGCGCAGAGCCCGUUUGCCCAGAUCUCGAGCACGAAUCCUCACACCGAGCCUGCCAAUGAUCCUGCUGCGACAACGCGCAUCCAGUUCCGACACCCAGACGGGCGCAUUAUCCGACGGUUCUCCCUGCGGGACCCGGUCCGGAGGAUAUACGAGUGGCUCAAAGCGGAGCCGUUGGAGGGCAAGGCAGAUGUCCCGUUUGAGCUCAAGACGAUGCCCCAGGGCCAGGACUUGAUCGAGUUGCUGGACUCCACCAUUGAGGAGGCUGGCUUGAAGCAAGGAACCGUCAUGAUUGAGUUUAUCACAGACGAGUGA